Messenger RNA from Fraxinus pennsylvanica, 411 nucleotides. The record is from the annotation of a GenBank genome assembly. NCBI's taxonomy places the organism in Eukaryota, Viridiplantae, Streptophyta, Magnoliopsida, Lamiales, Oleaceae.
AUGGCUAGUUUAGAAAUAUCUAGUAUAGACUUAGAAUGCGGUCGCCGGACCGGCGGAGAAGGGGACAAUAAGGAGGAGGGAAGUCUCUAUUCCUCCGACGCGGAAGAUGAUGAUUUGGCUGCUGUUCAUAGGCAUUGUGCUGAGACUUGGUUUAAAAUCAAAGGAAACAAGACUUGUGAAAUUUGUAAUUCGAUUGCACGGAAUGUGGUUGGCCCAAACGAUAUCGAGGCAGCACAACAAACUAAUGGAAGCAAUUCUACUGCAACUAAUACCGCGUCAUCAGCUGCAGCACCCAUGACUACAGAAACUCGAAGUUGCUUAAAUGGUCACCGUUUUCUUAACUUUCUCCUCGCCUGCAUGGUUUUCGCAUUCGUCAUAUCUUGGCUUUUCCACUUUAACAUCCCAUCAUGA